Molecule: messenger RNA, 2427 nt
Organism: Nelumbo nucifera (sacred lotus)
Lineage: Eukaryota; Viridiplantae; Streptophyta; Magnoliopsida; Proteales; Nelumbonaceae
Gene: RGTA1
Product: RAB geranylgeranyl transferase alpha subunit 1
Biological process (GO): protein geranylgeranylation
Cellular component (GO): cytoplasm; Rab-protein geranylgeranyltransferase complex
Molecular function (GO): protein binding; Rab geranylgeranyltransferase activity
Source: RefSeq, a predicted model, not a curated record
UCCUGACCCGUGCUGUAAGCGUACCUGAACGAUCCGCGCGGAUUCGGUCCGUUUUCAGCUCUCCAAUACUCAUACCAAAACCGUACGUCUGAGCUUUGGACUGUUUUCCAUAUGUUGAGUCUAUAACAGUCGAGAAACGAAAGACGUGGGGGGAGCGUAGGCACCAUGCACGGCCGACCUCGCAAGCCGCAGAAACCAGUAGAUGACGCUUCAAUCGCCAAAGCUGCUAAGUUACGCGUUCUCCAAGCUCAGUUUUUUCAGAAUCAUCACGACAAAAUCUAUGCUAAGGAAGCGCUAGAGAUCAGUGCCAAGCUUCUGGAAACAAAUCCCGAAGCUUACACUGCCUGGAAUUACAGAAAGCUUGCUGUUGAGCAUAAUCUCCGAUCUGAAACCGAUCCCGAUGCCAUUAAAGCAGUUCUUGAUGAGGAACUCAGAGUCGUGGAGAGUGCAUUGAGAAGAAAUUUUAAGUGUUAUGGAGCUUGGCACCAUCGUAAAUGGGUUUUAAACAAGGGGUAUUCAUCAGUUGAUCAUGAGUUCCGGCUUUUGGAUCAGUUUCAAAAGGCUGAUUCUAGGAAUUUCCAUGCAUGGAGUUAUCGAAGAUUUGUUGCAGCAUUGAAAAACAUGUCAGAGGAGGAAGAGCUGAAGUAUACCACAGACAUGAUAGAGACCAAUUUCAGCAACUAUUCUGCAUGGCAUAAUCGUAGUGUUCUUCUGUCCCAUUUGCUGAAGCAGAAGAUUGAAGGAUUUACUCCAAGAGAGAAAGUUCUGACAGAAGAAUAUGAGCUUGUGCACCAAGCCCUCUUUACAGAUCCAGAUGACCAAAGUGGGUGGUUUUAUCAUUUUUGGCUUCUGGAUCAAACAGUUACACCAGGUGCUCCCGUACUGGUUUCUUCUUGGCCUGCUCAUGGUUCAGAUCUGUUUGUAUCCUUCAAGGGGAACUUGGAUGGUGGUGUUUCAUCUUCAUUCACAAGCUUCUGUUCAGAUAAAGGGGCUUUUCCACUAAUUAUUUAUUUUAAUCAAUCAGUUGGAGGAAUAAAUUCGUCUACAGUAACUGUUAAGCACUUGUUUGAUAAGAAUGAAGAUCUUAUCUGGGUGCCACUUGCUACAAACAACUCAGGAAAUGCCCAAGCUUGGGUAACAUUUCUGAGAUUUCCUGAUGUGAAAGAUGAUUCUUUGAAAGCUUAUCCAGUUGAGGUUAAAGUUGGUCACUCUCAAUGUGCAUUUACAGUGAGUUUACGUUCUAUUGAUUCAAAACAUGGUGAAGGAGGAUCUGACAUGGAGAUGAUUGUUUGGAAGGAUGACAGUUUUCAUGCAAGUGAACCUCUUCUUCUAAGCCCUCCUGUUGUUUCUCUUGAUCAAGCAACUACCAACAAGGAACCUGAGCAGAUAGAUUCUAGAUGGCAUGAGGAGACUCUAGCUAAUGAGAUUGCUCUCUUUCAGGAGUUGUUGUCAGAGAUAAACUGUAAAAUUGGGAAGCUUACACUUGCACGGUUAUUAAGGGCACAUGAUAAAAUGAUUUAUAAAAUGCCAUUUGCCGAUGAGAAGACUCAUUCUAAAGAAGUUCUUGAUCUAUUUAGCGACUUGAUGAAGUUAGACCCAUCUCAUUCUAGAUAUUACAAGGAUGAGCACAGCCUAGUCCUGAUGGAGCAGGUGGUUUCCAAUAGAGAGUCUUUGCUGACAUACUGCUGGAAAUACGGAGAAGCACAUCCUUCAUAUCUAUGUAACCCUAUCUGCCUGCGACUCAGUAAAUUAUCAUUAUCAAGAAUUGGUUCUUUUGAGAAUUUAUUAUGGGUCCAAAUGCUAGAUCUCAGCCACAAUGAACUUUGGUCAAUUGAAGGUUUGGAGGCAAUGCAACUUCUAUCUUGCUUGAAUCUAAGCAACAAUAAACUUCGUAGUUUUACUGCACUGGAGCCUCUGAAACUUCUCAAGUCUUUAAAGGUGCUAAAUAUAUCCUACAAUGAGAUCGGUGCACACUCUAUUGACACCUCAAGGUAUUUGUUCUCUUCUCCUUUGUCUCAUACAGUAGGUGACGAUUGGAAUAUUGAUGCAUACGUCACAGAUGGUGUCAAAAUGAACUAUUGGGAAGCGGCUGUCAUUUUUAAGGGCCUGUACUUGACUCAAUUAGAUGUAGUAGGGAAUGCAAUAGUUGACGAGAAGUUUAACUUAUUUCUGACACACAUUCUUCCUAGCCUUGUGUGGCUUGACGGUGAUAGAGUAUAUUAAUCUUUGAUCUUGUAUUUGAUAGUUCUGUUUUCCCUUUUUCUUUACCUGCCCUUUUCUUGAAUACAUGUUUGUCCUUUUCAUAUUGCUUCUUUACGGAGUUGUAACAUAUUAAUUACAGUUACAUGAGGUAACUUAUCAGGGAACAUUGUAUCAUUUUUCUGUAUGUGGAAUGAGUAUUGACCAUGAAACUAAUUUGCAUGGACA